AUGUUGAAGCUCAAUGAUACAAUUAGUAUUGAAAUUCGUGUAGAUCAACUUAUUGAACCUUUACUCGAACAUGGUUUUCGAGCAGAUAAAGUUGCACAUCUUCUUAUUUUAAUUGACGAAGUUCCACUUCGUGGUCUUGAUUUUAGUGAUUCGAAUCGAAAAAAUCCUGAACAUUCAGCAUUAUUAGAGCAAAUUAAAAUUCUUUUUCAAGGAGUCUACGAUAGUCCAAAGUUACUUGAAGCUGCUAAAAAAUUAGACGAUCAUGUUGAAGAUUAUCAUCAUAAUAGAAUUAAUAAACUUGCCAAUCAAAUCCUCAAUCCAAUUUCGAAGCAAGAUAUUAAAGAUUCACGAGAAACUCUAUUUUCCAAACGACUAGCAGCUUAUCAAAGACUUGCUCGACUCAAUUAUGCUAUUGCGUGUUUAUUGGCUGGUGUUCGCUAG
Rotaria sp. Silwood2 is the source of this 441-nucleotide messenger RNA. The record is from the annotation of a GenBank genome assembly. Lineage: Eukaryota; Metazoa; Rotifera; Eurotatoria; Philodinida; Philodinidae.